This is a messenger RNA of Fomitiporia mediterranea MF3/22, 1786 nucleotides long. RefSeq lists its product as uncharacterized. The transcript is spliced from 3 exons. NCBI's taxonomy places the organism in Eukaryota, Fungi, Basidiomycota, Agaricomycetes, Hymenochaetales, Hymenochaetaceae. The record is from RefSeq and is a predicted model, not a curated record. The coding region runs from base 35 to 1207 and encodes 390 amino acids.
GUUGUGUUUGACAGUACUUAUCAUCACAUCUACCAUGUCCAAUAACGCUGAUUUGUCCAUCCUGACAACCCAGAAUGACGUUGAAGCACACGUAGUCAAAAGAGUCAACAACUUCCGGGGAUCUUUAGCUGCAUUGUAUGACCAGGCGUGGCUGUUACAAGAUCCACACUCCGUGUUCAAGCUCGAGCCCGUUAUUCGCGACGCAGAGCGCAGGAUAUCCGAACCAGUUCCAGAGCAAGCCUGCAUACUAGAAUGGCGCUUUGGGAACGACGUUCCAUAUGUCUUGCGCAUUCCUCAUAAAUGCCGCAGUGUUUAUGUGCGGGUUGAGUACUGUAAAAUGUUGUCCAGCAUCUUCAGUAGCUUUAGCGAGGGUUUUGGUGAUGUCGCUGGCUAUAAAAUCGAUAUAAGCAAAAGUACGGCAGACACGGAAACAUUUCCUCCACACAACCCUUUCGAAAAUUUGGACAUCAAAGCAAUUGAGAAUGACUUGCUCAACCCCGGAGUUAUUGUCGUAGGCACUCCCGGCAGUGGCAAGACAUUAUUCCUUUUAUACGUGCUUGCAUUGCGCCUGCUUGCACGACAAACGACUGUUCUGCAGUUUAAACCGUACGAGUUCUUGAUAUUUGAAGAGGCUGGAGUGUUUUGCUGUACAAACAUAAAGGAUGACCUCCCAUUCCUGCCAGAACAUACCUGGUUUCUAGUGGAUAGUAACCGGGAUAACAAAGAACCGCCUACUUCGUUCCUCAACGCCUGUCUCGUGUGCUCCCGGAAGUUAAUUAUGGCGGUAUCACCGCGAAAAGAUCGACUCACAUUCAUGGACAAAUACGAAAACUUCAAACUUUUAUGGAUGCAGUGCUGUUUGAAGGAGGAAGUCAUUGUAAUACGAGGGUGCCAAAAGGGGAAAGGUUUUCUAACGGAACACCAAUUGGGGUACUUCUUUGACGAAUUCGGUCCCAAUGUACGCUCAGCCUACGAACACUCUACCGACCCAGACGAUUACAGAGAAGAGAUCAAAGCUAAACUCUCCGGCAUGAAUGGUGAGAGCCUCCGAACCAUGGUUAGGAAUCUGAGUGCAGGUUAUUUUGAAACCGAAUUCUCUCACAAGAUACUCAUUGCAGAGCCUAGUGAUGAGAGCCGUCGCGAUUUUCGUGUCGAGUUUGCAUCCAAGUCUGUCGCAAAGCUGGUGUUAGAAACCUACGCGCCUUGAACUUCUCUGAAUUUUCUUGAAGAAUCCUAAGACCAGAGGAUCCGCGGGUAAGCUAUUACAAGUUAUAGCGGAGAAGGAUAUGUAUAAGGGAGGAGCGUUUCGGCUAUCGGAGUUGAAGAGGGUGCUAAAGCGGAAGUCACAACAAAUGGACCAACAAGAUGCAGGUUGGGAGCACGAUCCAGAGUCGAAGCCGUAUACGUUGCUUAUUGGUGGUCAAGACUGUUCGGCGAAUAUAGUGGAGGGCGAUGAUUCCGCCCGUCCUGGGGAGGAUUUUCAAAAAGUCAAGCGUGUUGCUGUCCAACAUGGUGACAUCAAGACGAGCAAGGAGGACGCAAUGUUUGUCCCACACGACCGUUAUCCUGGUUUUGAUUUUUGGUUUUGUUGCCCCAAACACAGCUGUAUAGUUCCUAUCCAGGUUACUUGCCAGAACGCUUCACACAAGCUUCAUUCUAAAGGGUUUGAGUGGCAUGACAAUGAAUUCAAGCGGGUUGAUGUUGUCAUUGUGUCGGAUGAAGAUGGUGGAAAGAAGGUGGAAACAGCAGUUGAGAAUGCAGAGAAAAUAGAUCGUGUGUUUCGUUU